AUGACAACACCAGACUCGGACAGUGCACUUGAGCCGUUUGGCGGUUCAGAUCCGCCAUCAGCACCGUUGACAUUUCGUGCGCCGCCCACUGCCUCCGUGGGUGUGGUUUCCAAUUGCGCGAAAUCGAUAAUAGAUAGGAAACUGCGAAAGUAUGCGUCUGAAACUUCGUUUGCCACCGAGACGGCUUCUGAAAGCAGUCUGGAGCGUGAAGUACCGAGCAGAUCAAGGGUAUUCACUGUGAAACCAGUGAGCUCCCGAUCCGGAAUAAUACUAUCCAAUGGAAGUGCCAGUAAACCUUGUAGCGGAAGCGGUGGCAAUGGGCAUAAAUCAAGACGAAGGCAUUACUCAGAUGCCAGUGGCAGCGCGAACAGUGAAGCUACUGUGGCGUCUGGAGCGAACACGCCUAGAAGAUGCCACUUCAGAAGACCAAAGUCAACUUCUGAAAUGCACCAAUCGUGCACAUCUGCAACAAUCCAUUCACUUGAAAGUCAUCAUAAUGAAGAACGAAGGGCUUCUCACGUUUAUAUGAUCGACGAUGACUCAGUUCACGAAUUUGAAGAUGAUGAUGAGAAUCAGGGUAUUUAUAUUAAAAACCCUGAUCCUCGGCAACGAAUAAUGGCUCGUCGUACUUCCCAUACUCUGUUAUUCGUUCCCGAACAAAGGAGAGUGUCCAACGUUUCUGGAUCAUCGGUGGUUUCCUGUCCAGAAGCGAAAGAAGCGCCGCCACCUCCUCCAGCUCCCCCAGCUAUGAGCCUCCAUCUGAGUCCAGUUGGCAAUCGGCGAAAAUCUGUGCAAACAGGUGCCCCUGCCAUUGGCUUCAGACCCUUGAAAACCUUCGAACGCCGGGCUUCACAGCCGACGUUACAAUUCGAGGUAAUCAAGGGUUUAGGCGGAGCUCCGUCAACGUCAUUGAACCAACAACAUCUUCCGGCAGAGAAGGCUAAAAUGCUAACGAAGCGAGUCUCUUGGCUAUCAAUGAAAAGCGUACAACAAGAACAGCAAGAUAAUCGGCGAUCCAGUGCUUGUGGAAGUCCACGCGGCGGAUCUCCCAGUAGGACAUUGAGCCAAUAUGGCAGUCAGGCCUACUUGGCAGAAGGCGAUAGAGAUUUCGAAUCCGAUACACCUCCACUAGACACUUUGAGUUGGAGCAAUGCGGGAAAUGAAUACGAUAAUGUGACCUUGAUGUAUGCGAAACAUGAGAAGAUACCAAUGAAAGAUUUUGGAUCGGAAAUCCGCGCUACAAUGGACAUAGAUCAUUUGCUUAAUAAGGCUGUUCUUUUGCUCGAUCUCGAGGAGACGAGUCUUGAGGAGAUUUUUGCCAAAAUUAUUCAUGAGAUGGAUAUUCAAGAACCCGAGUUUACCAGCGAGCAAGUUCGAAGCGUUCUUUUCACUCAGGAUGCCGGAAAUCAAUUUCAUAUUCUUUCCCGGACGGUUCAAUCAAUAUGCACAACUGGCUCUAUUGGCGGCAGUUUCGACUAUGAUCAAACCUGGAUUUGCGCCUUAUGCAUGCUCAACACUGUUCAACAUCGUCAUGUAGCCAUCGCGCGACUUUCUCAUCCAACAAAUCUCGGAAGAACAAUGCAAGAUCUGCGAUUCAUUAUUAUCGUGAUUGCGCCGAGUCGAGCGAAAGGUACGAAAACUGCUUUAGAGACAACCCGAACAUUUGCCACACUAUUCGCUGAUAUGGAAAUUCGACAGCGAUUGGUAAUGGCGCAAUCAGUUGAACAAUUUCGAUCAACACUUCUAUCGGCCGCCAAAGAAUUGGCAAUGGAUCAAAAUCAGUGGAGAGAAAGGAAAUCGUCAAUUCAUUUGAGUCAUGCCAAGGAACAAAUCUUCGGACCUGAAGCAUGGUAUCCAUUCCGCGGAUUGCGAGACGAAUUUCACCGGCGACUUGCUAUCUAUCCAUCCGAUUUCGUCGACGGCAUUCGCGGCCACAAAACUAUUCAGAAGCUCUUCUCUACAAUAGUGUUUCUUUAUUUUGCGUGCCUACUUCCUGCUAUUGCUUUUGGAGUAUUAAAUGAUGACAAUACAAAAGGAGCAAUUAACGUACGAAAAGUUAUCAUAGCGCAGGCUGUUGGCGGAAUUUUUUUCUCGUUAUUUGGCGGUCAGCCAAUGAUUAUAUUGCUCACUACAGUACCUUUAGCAAUUUAUAUAAAAGUAAUAUUUAAAAUAUCCCAAGAACUUGGAUAUGACUUUCUGGCUAUGUAUGCUUGUGUGGGGCUCUUCUGCCAACUGUUUCUUGUAUUGUAUUCUGCCACGGAAUUGUGUAGUCUGAUGAAAUUCGCCACGAGAUCUGCAGAGGAAAUGUUUUCAUUGUUCAUAGCUAUUGCAUUCACUGUGGAAUCGAUGAGAGCAAUUCAUAACAGUUUUAAGAAGAACUACAACGAUUGUGACCCUUCAGCUAAUUCAAUAAAAGCGGUAAAGCAUGCAUUGGCUUCUUGGCAGAACGGCUCAAAUCUUGACAGCAUUGUCGGAAAUAUUACAAGUGCAAUGAAUGUCACGGAGACUGGCACAUUCUGCCGUCGUGAUACCUCAAUAUUGUACAUGCUUCUAAUGUUUGGCACACUUUGGUUAGGACUAUUUUUGUACAAUUUCCGCAAGACACCAUAUCUCACAAGAUCGCGUCGUGAAUGGCUUGCGGACUAUGCACUACCAGCCUCGGUUCUUAUUAUGUCAUUUACUGGAUCAUAUGGAUUCUCAGACAUUGAAAAAGAUCGAUUCAAACUACGUCUUGAACACCCGGUAUUAGAAAUGGCCAAUAUCGCAUCAUUACCACCAUCUGGCUACUUCGUCUGCCUUUUACUUGGCUUCUCGCUAUCAUUUUUAUUUUUUAUUGACCAAAACAUUUGCUCAGCAAUUGUUAAUAAUAGUCAAAACAAACUCAAAAAGGGUACAUCGCACAAUUUGGAUUUGUUCGUGGUGGCACUAUUGAACAUGUUUCUUUCCAUUUUUGGUCUGCCAUGGAUGCACGGCGCCCUACCGCAUUCUCCACUUCACCUCCGAGCGUUAGCAGAUGUUGAGGAGAGAGUUUUUCAGGGACAUGUUCAUGAAGUGAUCAUGAAUGUUCGCGAAACUCGCCUUGCAUCAUUAAUCGCCCAUAUCCUUAUCUUAAUUUCAACGUUCUACUUGAUUCCGUAUCCUCUUCAGCUCAUUCCGACUUCCGUGCUCCACGGUCUUUUCUUAUAUAUGGCAUUGACAUCAUUGUCCGGUAACGAGAUGUUUGAAAGACUACUUUUGCUAAUAACGGAACAGCAAGCCUACCCACCAACACAUUACAUCAGAAAAGUCCCACAGCGAAAAGUCCACUUAUUUACGGCAUGCCAAUUAUUGCAACUCAUAAUCUUGUGCGCGUUCGGAUUCUCUCCGUAUCCAUUCAUUGAAAUGGUCUUCCCAAUUGUUUGUUUCUUCUUUUUACCAAUAAGACAUACCCUAAUCCCAAGACUCAUCGAUUACAAGUAUCUUGAUGCUUUAGACGGACGACACUAA
Molecule: messenger RNA, 3486 nt
Organism: Caenorhabditis bovis
Lineage: Eukaryota; Metazoa; Nematoda; Chromadorea; Rhabditida; Rhabditidae
Source: the annotation of a GenBank genome assembly